AUGUCGUCAGAUACAUCAAAACUGUACCCCAACUGUGAUCCUUCAGUGUGGUUACGGUCUUGUGAGCAAGAAGUCACUGAGCCUUUGGAGGGACAAAUUACAGGAGAAAUCCCGUCGUGGCUCAAUGGUAGUCUCCUUCGCAACGGGCCGGGUUCAUUAAAGGUCGGAGAUAUGCGAUUCGAUCACCUCUUCGAUGGCGCAGCUUUAUUGCACAGAUUUGCGAUAAGUGAAGGUGCAGUGACGUAUCAGUGUCGAUUUUUACAAUCGCAAGCUUUCAAGAAGAACCAGGCGGCUGGACGCAUCGUCGUGUCCGAGUUCGGCACUGCGGCUGUGCCUGACCCGUGCCAUAGUAUUUUUGAUAGGGUUGCAGCGGUGUUCAAGCCCGGUGAAUGGAUGUCAGAUAACGCAAUGAUAUCCGUCUAUCCGUUCGGGGAUGAAAUGUAUGCAUUCACAGAGGCACCCUUCAUUCACAGAGUGGACCCGGUGACUUUGGAUACCCUGGAACGUCGCGAUCUGAUGAACACCGGCGGUAACGCAUUAGUCAACCACACCUCGCAUCCACACGUGAUGAAAAACGGUGACGUCUACAAUGUGGGCAUGUCAGUGGUCAAGGGUAGACUGCGGCACGUAGUCGUGAAGUUUCCAUAUGCAGAAAAAGGAGACAUGUUUGAAAGCGCACGUGUGGUGGGAACCAUGCGGCCUCGUUGGACGCUAUUCCCUUCAUACAUGCAUACAUUUGGUAUGACGGAGCAGUACUUCGUGAUAGUGGAGCAGCCGCUGUCGGUGUCGCUGGGCGGGCUCCUGCGCAGCCACCUCACGCAGCGGCCCGUCGCCGCCAGUCUGCACUGGUACCCGCACUACGAGACCCACAUAGUCCUCAUUAGCCGCAGCACAGGCGCCGAAGUGAAACGAUUCUGCACAGAGCCUAUGUUCUAUCUCCAUAUCAUCAAUGCAUUCGAGAGAGACGAUAAACUCGUCGUAGAUUUGUGCUCAUAUAAAGACGCUAAAGCUAUCGACGCUAUGUACAUUCAAGCGAUUGAGAAUAUGCAAAAUAAUGCUGAAUACGCUGAGUGGUUCCGCGGCAGGCCAAAACGUCUAGAGAUAUCAUUAAAUGCUCCAAAUCUCACGAAAAUAAAACCUGUACUAUUAGCGGACGUGGGAUGUGAAACACCGAGGAUAAACUACGACUUGCAUAAUGCACGUCCCUACCGAUACUUCUAUGCUAUCAGUUCCGAUGUAGAUGCCGAGUAUCCUGGUGCUGUAAUCAAAGUAGAUACCGAGACGGGUGAAGUGAAGACCUGGAGCGAGGCGGACUGUUACCCCAGUGAACCAAUAUUCGUUUCCGCUCCUGAUGCUAAGGAAGAAGACGAUGGCGUACUCUUGAGCUCAUUAGUGUUUGGAAGUAACACUCAUCGUGUAUCGUUAAUAAUACUAGCAGCUAAAGAUCUAACAGUACUAGGGCGUGCAGAUUUCUAUACUACUUCUCCGGCACCAAAAUGUUUACACGGCUGGUUUACUCAACAUAAUGUGCAGUCUAGUUCUAGCAAUUAA
This is a messenger RNA of Diatraea saccharalis (sugarcane borer), 1551 nucleotides long. The record is from the annotation of a GenBank genome assembly. Lineage: Eukaryota; Metazoa; Arthropoda; Insecta; Lepidoptera; Crambidae.